AUGGAUUCUGGGCCUCCUUGGACUGCCAUCCCCACCCCCAGGACCCCCCUCUCUGCCCCCAAUGCCACCACACCCUGGCUGGGCCGGGAUGAGGAGCUGGCCAAGGUGGAGAUUGGCAUCCUGGCCACGGUCCUGGUGCUGGCGACAGGGGGCAACCUGACUGUGCUGUUGAUCGUGGGACAGCUGGGUGGCAAGCACUCCCGCAUGCACCUGUUCGUGCGGCACCUGGCCCUGACGGACCUGGGCGUGGCGCUCUUCCAGGUGCUGCCCCAGCUGCUGUGGGACAUCACCUACCGCUUCCAGGGCCCUGACCUCCUCUGCCGGGCGGUCAAGUACCUGCAGGUGCUCAGCAUGUUCGCCUCCACCUACAUGCUGCUGGCCAUGACACUGGACCGCUACCUGGCUGUUUGUCACCCCCUGCGCAGCCUCCAGCCGCCCAGUCAGUCCACCUACCCACUCAUCGCAGCUCCCUGGCUGCUGGCUGCCAUCCUUAGCCUCCCUCAAGUCUUCAUUUUUUCUUUACGAGAGGUGGUCCAGGGCUCCGGUGUGCUGGACUGCUGGGCAGACUUCCGCUUUCCUUGGGGGCCACAGGCCUACAUCACCUGGACCACCCUGGCCCUCUUCAUCCUGCCCGUGGCCGUGCUCACAGCCUGCUACAGCCUCAUCUGUCGUGAAAUCUGUAAGAACCUAAAAGUCAAGACCGAGGCCUGGCAAGUAGAAGGAGGGGGUUGGAGGACGUGGAACAGGCCCUCAUCCCCUUCUGCCCCAGCUGCAGCCACGCGGGGGCUGCCAUCCCGGGUCAACAGCAUCAGCACCAUCUCACGGGCCAAGAUCCGGACCGUGAGGAUGACCUUCGUCAUUGUGCUGGCCUACAUCGCCUGCUGGGCGCCUUUCUUUAGCGUCCAGAUGUGGUCUGUGUGGGAUGAGAAUGCCCCUGAUGAAGAUUCAACCAAUGUGGCUUUCACCAUCUCCAUGCUUUUGGGCAACCUCAGCAGCUGCUGCAACCCCUGGAUCUACAUGGGCUUCAACAGCCACCAGUGGCCACAUUCCCUGCGCCGUCUGGCCUGCUGUGGGGGGCCUGGGCCCAGGAUGCACAGACAGCUCUCCAACGGCAGCCCGUCCAGCCGCCGUACCAUGCUGCUGACCCGUUCCACCGGCACACCUGCCCUUGGCCUCAGCCCCAGACUCAGCGGGAGGCCAGGGCCCAAAGACUCACCGAAGGAUGAAGAGCAGGUGGACGGGGACAACACCACCGAGACCCGCAUCUUUUAG
Molecule: messenger RNA, 1272 nt
Organism: Hippopotamus amphibius kiboko
Lineage: Eukaryota; Metazoa; Chordata; Mammalia; Artiodactyla; Hippopotamidae
Gene: AVPR1B
Product: arginine vasopressin receptor 1B
Exons: 2
Coding region: 1-1272 (423 amino acids)
Biological process (GO): G protein-coupled receptor signaling pathway; positive regulation of vasoconstriction; regulation of systemic arterial blood pressure by vasopressin
Cellular component (GO): membrane
Molecular function (GO): vasopressin receptor activity; peptide binding
Source: RefSeq, a predicted model, not a curated record